Messenger RNA from Rhagoletis pomonella (apple maggot), 2928 nucleotides. RefSeq names its product REST corepressor (gene CoRest). Gene Ontology annotation, cellular component: histone deacetylase complex; transcription regulator complex. Lineage: Eukaryota; Metazoa; Arthropoda; Insecta; Diptera; Tephritidae. The transcript is spliced from 11 exons. Gene Ontology annotation, biological process: regulation of transcription by RNA polymerase II; negative regulation of DNA-templated transcription. The coding region runs from base 479 to 2488 and encodes 669 amino acids. Gene Ontology annotation, molecular function: transcription corepressor activity. The record is from RefSeq and is a predicted model, not a curated record.
UUGGGCUCUUUUUGUUGGCUAAAGUUACGUACACAUUCACUACGGUCGUUUUUUAAAGUAAGCUGUGAAUUCAGCGGAGUGCUUACAAUACAGCGGCUGAGAGUUUUACCUGCCCAUUCAUUGUGAUUGUGGCUAGAAGCGAGGCUGCAGCAGUUGGCACAUCGGACGCUCUCGCCUUUUUAAAUUUAAAUAAUUUUCUGUAACUACCUUAGAUAAUACUAUUCGAGCUGGUAUAAGAUCUAACGAAGUAAUAUCAAAAACUCGCAACGAAUUCCUGGUGUUGAGAAGUAUCUAGCUUAGUUUAAAUUGAGACUGUGUAGUGACUGGCUGAGAAAAUCUCCGUUGGAACGAUAAGGGAAUAAAAAGAUUUCAAUUGAGUUGCCUAGUAUAUUUUGUUAAUUGCGUGAAACAGCGCAGCUAGAACUGGAAAAGCUUAAAACUGGAGAAACAAAACCGAGUUAAACUGAUUCGAGACAAAAUGGUCCUGGCUGAGAGAAACUCAGAGUUGGUACGGAAUGGGAGGCGAUCACGCGGUCCAAGUCCGAAUGGUCACGGCGGCAGCGUUGCUGGUGGUACAGUAGGCGGGAGUUCCAAUAUUGGUAGUGGGGGUACUGGUGGUGCGGGAACUCCGGAAACUAGUUCCGAUGAUGAUAAUUCCAUUAAGCGCAACGGAAAGUCAAAAAAUAAACAGAGCGAAUAUGAGGAAAAAAUUCGUGUCGGUCGCGACUACCAGGCCAUAUGUCCACCUCUUAUACCAGAAAAUGAACGUAAACCAGAAGGUCUUAACGAUCGCGCCUUAUUAGUUUGGUCACCUACUAAAGAGAUACCAGAUGCGAAACUGGAAGAAUAUAUAUCAGUUGCUAAAGAGAAAUACGGUUAUAACGGUGAACAGGCCCUAGGCAUGUUGUUCUGGCAUAAACAUGAUCUAGAACGCGCCGUAAUGGAUCUGGCUAAUUUCACUCCCUUCCCCGAUGAAUGGACAGUGGAAGACAAAGUGUUAUUUGAACAAGCAUUUCAAUUCCAUGGAAAGAGCUUUCACCGCAUUCGGCAAAUGUUGCCUGAUAAAUCGAUAGCUAGUUUGGUGAAAUACUACUACUCAUGGAAAAAGACACGGCACAGACAAAGCGUAAUGGACCGACAAGAAAAGGCAAAAGCAAGUAAAGAAGGUUCAGAAAAUGGCAGUGAAAAUGGUAGCAAUGAAGAAUCUGAUACAGAUGACAAGGAUCAAGCAUUGGCCUCAACUUCUGGGUUGCAAGAUCAAACGAAAGUAGGCGGCAGCGGUAUUGGCGGUGUAGGCGCAUCUGCCGAUUUACAAAACAAAUCAAAUAAGUCGAGCGAAGUCGGUGUUGCUGCAGGUGGCAGCAGCGGUCUCGGCGGCGAAGCUGACAGUGAGAACACAACUGCUUCUGGUUCGUUGAAUGUAAUCGCCACAGGACGCGACAGUGGUCUAGUUGCCAAUGUUGGUGCCGUGUCAAGCGGUUUUAAACAUCAGCGCCAACAGACGCCGCCCAACAUGGCGAAUACCGAUUCGUCGUGUUCAAAUGCGGACUCAACGGGCUUGAGCGGUUGUUGCACCAAUUGUGGAGUUCCUUGCACUGUGCUUAACGCAUCGCCGCACGGUAAACUAUGUUCAAGUUGCCACCACCAUUGGAGGCGUACCGGUAAUAAGAGACCUACUUCUGGUCCAUACUUUGGUAAGCGAUCACGCGAUCGCAAUGCUGAAAGGCACAAGCGUAAACCACCGCGAGGCAUGUAUAUUAAUCACGAUGAUAUUGUGGCACUGGCCAGAGCUAACGACAAUCAAGACGAAUUACUUGCCAAUACAGACAGGGAAAUCGUUUCAUUAUUGAGCCAAGUUCAGCUAAAUAAGCAAAAUAUAUCCGCCCUAAAGCGUAAGAAUUCCGAAGGAUUAGAUGAUAUGCGUCCAACUGAGAACUCCAAUCGCAUAAACUCACGUUGGUCCAACGAUGAAGCUUUGCUGGUUGUGCAGGGAGUACGAAAAUAUGGCAAGGACUUCCAAACAAUAGCCGAAACGAUUGGCACGAAGACAGAGGCUCACGUACGCACUUUCUUUGUUAGCAACCGUCGACGUUACAAUCUAGAUCAGGAACUAAAAAAGUAUGAAGCAGAAAAAGAGGAAGCAGCUGUAGCUGCCAAUGCUUCUGCAGCUGUAAUUGAAACGACCAACGAAAACAAAAAGAAGGAUGACUUGAAAAAGAGGGAAAUCCCUGCGUCAACUGGUGGUGUGGUCGGUGGCGCUUCGUCUGUUGUUGGCGAUGAAUCGGAUAAUACAACCUCAAGUGAAACAACUGCAUCAAAAUCCAUAAACGACGAAGCCAAGUGUAAUAAUAGCAAUACCAAUUUACAAAAGGACAACGUUAUAAUGGAGAUUGACUUAGAUGCUGAUCAAACGGAUAUAGCACCACCAGCCAAAAAGUUCGCACUCCAUGUUGGAGGGCAGGAGUUUCCCAAAGCGAGUGCAAACUAAGUCAAUGAUGAUGGUUUUACGCAGUAGGAAGAGAGAUCACAGAGAGGGAAAGCAUUCUCUAAUGCAAAUCAGUGCAGGUGUUUGACACGCCUUAAAAACAUAUUUAUAUGCAUACAUAUAACAUAUUACCUAUUUGACGAUCCAUCCUGUUAUCCUCAUAGAACAAGACAGGAGAUACUGGGGGCUCGGUAUCGAUAUACACAAUAACAGUUGUACUAUUAUAGAGGAGUAAAAGAAGAAAAACUGGCGGUUGGAAAAAAUUGACACUUAACAAAUUGUGGAGUUUUAAAAUACAAGAAGCUUGUUUACUUGAUAAGUAGUUUUAGUUUUUUUGACAUAUAAACCCAAAAACUCGAUGAAUGAUAUUGAGUUUAUUUUUAAAUAAAUAUCAGAUUUUAAAGCAAUAAUGGCCCUAUUAUGAGUUGCAUUCGAUUUUCGAU